AUGAGUAAGACUAGUUACUACGCAGUCAAAGUUGGUAAGACACCUGGGGUCUAUUUGACGUGCUUCUCUGUGGCUAUCAGGAAAGAUUGUGAAGAACAGACCAAGGGGUGGCCGAACGCUCGCUAUAAGAAAUUCUCAACAAGAGAUCAAGCAGAUGAUUUUAUAGGAAUAUCGGGAGCAACAGACUCAGAUUCGCUGUCUGCAAUUGUAUCCCCCUCUCCUGCUCCUCUCGGAAUACCCAACCCAAUCUUGACUGAACCUGAAUCUGCACAUGAAGAGGUUACGGAGAACAACGAGGUGGUCGAGGCACCUAUAAUGGAGACUCCAGGGACACCUGAAUCCAGAUGGACCACGGUUUAUACUGACGGAGCCUGCAAAGGCAAUGGUCAGGAAGGUUCUACCGCCGGCAUUGGCGUAUGGUGGGGUGCGGGGGACCCCCGCAAUCUGAGUGAGAGAUGUCCUGGAGCGCAGACCAACAAUCGGGCAGAGCUUAUAGCUCUCAUUCGUGCACUAGAGACAACUCCUCUGGAACAGAAAUUAUUAGUCCGAACAGAUUCAGAGUAUUCGAUAAAAUGUGUCACUGACUGGCUUCCUGGGUGGCGGAAGAAGGGAUUCAGGAAUGCGAAAGGAAAUAAAAUCGCCAACCUUGACAUUAUCCUUUAUCUUGAAGCUUUGGUGGAACGCAAGCUGCCAGGGACAAUUCGCUUCGAGUGGGUUGAGGGUCAUUCCGGGAACGUGGGAAACGAUGCAGCAGACCGUCUAGCUACAGAAGGUACUCUACUCCCAUGGAGGCCAGAGAAAGAGGAAGAAUGGGAUGUGGCGAAACUGGAGCAGAAACAAAUCCCCGUACCGGAAGCAGAAAAGACUGACGAAAUGGAGGCAAUAAUGGAGUUUAGCGCUGAGGACCUAUUGAGUGACGAGGAAAUCAGGAACAUGGUGCUGACAGAUGAUUUCUGA
Cantharellus anzutake is the source of this 957-nucleotide messenger RNA. RefSeq names its product ribonuclease H-like domain-containing protein. Gene Ontology annotation, molecular function: RNA-DNA hybrid ribonuclease activity; magnesium ion binding; nucleic acid binding. Lineage: Eukaryota; Fungi; Basidiomycota; Agaricomycetes; Cantharellales; Hydnaceae. The record is from RefSeq and is a predicted model, not a curated record. The transcript has 7 exons. Gene Ontology annotation, biological process: DNA replication, removal of RNA primer. The coding region runs from base 1 to 957 and encodes 318 amino acids.